UUUCAGGGCUUCUCUUGCCCCUGCCGGCGACCCGGAAGGACUCGCGUUAGGACGCCUUCACUUCUGACGGUGUCUCCAGGUAGCAGGGAGGCCUCGGCUCCUGAGGCGCAGGCUCCAGGCUGCGAGGGGGGAGUCAUGUUGGAAGAAGCCGUGAGCCGAGAGCCCCAGUCCUUGAAGACGACGGCCCUGAGAGUGUUCCACCUCCCGCUGGCCUGGUGCCGCUCCCUGAUCCAGAUCAGGUUUUCUCCUGGGGUUAAGAAGCUGUUUGCAGUGACCGCGGUCAGCGCCGUGUCGAUCCUUUUUCUGGCCCAUCACUUUAAAAGAAGAAGGGGAAAGAAAAAAAGGAAAGGGUUGCCAUGGGAACCUGGGCAUCUUGCCCUGGAGUGUGCCAAAACAGCAGCGUCUGACAAAGGCUCCAGCUGUUCCAGCAGCCGGCAGAACCUGACCCUGUCUCUGAGCUCGGCCAAGGACCGCGGCUCCCAGUCCGGGCUCUUCCCCAACGGGGGCCUCUUCAGCAAGUGCUCCGGCUCCGCCCAGAGCCUGGCCUCGGUCCAGAGCGCCAAUUCCUGCCAUAGCUGCGCUUGCGGCAACUCCAGCUCCUGGGACAAAACAGACGAAGAGGAUCUAAAGCUGGUCAACAUCCCCGUGACCACGCCCGAGAACUUGUACCUGAUGGGUAUGGAGCUGUUUGAGGAGGCCCUGCGGCGGUGGGAGCAGGCGCUGACCUUCCGCAGCCGACAGGCCGAGGACGAAGCCGGCUGCGGCGCCAUCAAGCUGGGCGCGGGCGACGCCAUCGCCGAGGAGAGCGUCGAGGACAUCAUCAGCGCCGAGUUCAUCCACAAGCUGGAGUCGCUGCUGCAGAGGGCUUACCGCCUCCAGGAGGAGUUUGAGGCCACGCUGGGGGCCUCGGAUCCCAGCUCCCUCGCCGACAUCGACAGAGACACGGACAUCACCGUGCGGGCAGACGACCUGGGCCUCCGAGACUCGCUGAGCAUCGCCUCCACCGACUCCUUCGUUUCAGCCGCGGAGCCUGUCCCCCAGCUCACAGACCACCGGGAGGGGCGGCCCCCGUACAGCCUGGACGCCCUCUGCCGCUGCCCCUUGUAUGAAGAGGCCAUGCACCUGGUGGAAGAGGGGAAAAUCUACUCUAGGGUCCUCAGAACUGAGAUGUUGGAGUGCCUGGGAGACAGUGACUUUCUGGCCAAGCUGCACUGUAUCCGGCAGGCUUUCCAGGUCAUUCUUUCAGAAACGGCCAACAGGACGUUUCUGGCCGAGAGCGGCAGGAAGAUUCUGUCAGCUUUAAUCGUGAAGGCGCGAAAGAACCCUAAGAAAUUUGAAGAUGUUUUUGAUGAAAUGAUCUGUUUUUUAGAGCAGACAGACCACUGGGAGAGCACCGAGGGGGAGCUGGCCGCCAGGGGGGUGAAAAAUCUCAAUUUCUAUGAUAUUGUCCUGGAUUUCAUACUAAUGGAUUCCUUUGAAGACUUGGAAAACCCGCCCACCUCCAUCCAGAACGUGGUCAAUAACCGCUGGCUGAACUCCUCCUUCAAAGAAACGGCGGUGGCGUCCAGCUGCUGGUCAGUGCUCAAGCAGAAGAGGCAGCAGAUGAAGAUUCCGGAUGGCUUCUUUGCCCACUUCUACGCCAUUUGUGAGCACGUCAGUCCUGUCUUAGCCUGGGGCUUUUUGGGCCCGAGAAACUCCCUCUAUGAUUUAUGUUACUUCUUUAAGGACCAAGUCCUCUACUUCCUCAAAGACAUCUUUGACCUGGAGAAGGUCCGCUACUCCAGCAUGGAGACCCUGGCCGAGGACCUGAUGCAGCUGCUGAUGCGUCGCACCGAGCUCCUGAUGGCGUACCUGGGCACCGAUGCCCUGAGACACGCCAACAGCUGUGUCAGUAGCCACAGCCACACUGUGCCCAGCGGCCUGGUGGAAGCCAGAGUCCAGUGAGGGGGGACGUGCAUGUGGCUGGGCCGCGGGGUAGAAUCUCGAGGGAUGAAUGAUGGAUGGAUGGACACAGGGGCUGGACACGCCUGGGAGAGGGCUGUCAUCCCAUCUCCGAAAUGUGCGUUCACGGUUGCUCUUGUGAGUGAAGACCGCCCUUGGUCUUUGGAGGCAAUUGGUCGAGCCCUCAGAGGACUCAUUCUCCAAAGCCUUGCCACGGCACAUGGCAGCCGGGUCACUGCUUCAGUCCCGGGGCCCCCAGCUUCCCUUUGGGGCCCGCCAUCAUCCAUCAGGUCUUGGUGACCAUGCAUUUUACUUUGUUGAAAAGGCAUCUGUACAUAUCUGCUGUUGAGUGAUGCAGGAAGUAGGAAUAAUCACAGUUAGGCGGUAGCAAUGUGCUGUGUGUGUCCUAAUCGCCGAGGGGCCGUGGCUUCUCCCGAGUGCUGAUGGGCUUCAUGUCUGAGAUUUGGCCCUUGUGGGGUCUCCCCAGGGGAUUUCUCGGGCUGUUUGCUCCCAAUUCUGUGUGUUACAAUCAAGAGGGCAAAGCCCCCCCCCCCCCCUUCCUCCUUUCUCUUGGGUUCAGGCAACCCCUUCAUGAGCUCCCGGGUGUGUCGGGUUGAGAAGCUGGUGGGAUUGCAUGAUCCCAUGCAGGGAACACCUCCCGCGCCCUGGCACGGGACGGCUUCUGGUAGGGUUCUUGUAGGGAAAAGACAGACUUCUGGCAGAUUUCUUUCUCAUGGUGGCUUUUUUCCUCCAACUUUCACCUGUGAAUAUUUCCAGUCCGAGGAGAUUUGGUCUCUUUAGGAUCCUCAGGAUGGCUGCACAAACCCUGCCCUUUCUCCCAUUUGCUGCUUCUUCGGCUCACUUAGCGGUACUGGGGGAUGGGUGGGAGGCCCCCCCCCAGGAGGGCUCCGUUGUCCCCCCCCCCCCAGUUCUUUUUUGUUCACCAUAAGGUGGUCUCUGCUUAGGUGACCUAGAGUGGUUUUAAAGCAGCAUUUUAGAUGAAAGUGCCUGAUUUCUCCUCAUUGAGGUGUCAGCGUGAAGCGUGGAAAUCAGAAUCAUGGUUUUUGAGUGAGACGGCAGAGCGCUGACAUAACGGAGAUGGCUUCUGGAACAGGACGGCGGGACAUGGCGAACGCUGGCACUGGCCUGGGUUCAUCCGGCAGACAAGACGCCCGCUUCGCUCAGUUCUAGCUCUCCAUUCUCUGUGCCAUGAAGUUUUACUUGAGUUUUAUUGUUUUUUAUGCCGGGGCAGAAGUGGGUUAUACUUUAUGAAUAACACUUUGAAAUGUGAUUUUAUUUCCAUAAUGAUGAUUAUUGUUAUCAUCUAUUUUAGAAACCAAACAGGGGGGUGGGGAGGGAUUUGUAUAUUAUUUUUAUGUUUCAGAUAAGAUUUGUCUGAAAUCCCUUUGAAAAGACUGUGCCAUUUAAUGUUGCCCCAGAAUAUUUCAGGUUGAUUUUAUCGGCCAGCACCUACAUAUUUAUGUUCAAUGAAAGCAUAUUCACUAUGUUUUCUCCCUUUUUGAAUUUUUGCUCCAAAAAAGUACAAUUAUAUGCAAGGAUUUGGAUUGUUAUGCAAGCAGUCGAAUGAUUCCCUUCCACGUUUCGGUGCGGUUGCUGUGAAAGGAAGUUGGUCAGCCCGCCAGCUGCCUUUCCCACCCGAGGUUUUCUGUGUGGCCUUCGAUUCAAGGGAUGAUAGCGACCAAAUAGAAUUUCAGGGAUUUCCGUGUGAAACAGCGCUCUCCUUUAGGAAGAGAGCGCUCUCGGCCUGAUGUUGGGAAGGGCCAGCUUUCUGAAAAAGGAUGUUUACGAGAGCAGAGGAGCUCGAGGGUCAAGAGUAUAAGUGUCCAUUUGCCUUAAAACUGGAUUCUAGAGACAAAGAAGGCCUUUUAAAAUGUUAGAAGAGCAGCUGUUAGUAGCCCGAUCUCAAAUCUCCGUGGGGUAAAAGCCCAUCUUCGGAACUCGUUUUUUUGGUGUCGAAUGCAGAGAAACCACACGUGAUCUCCAUCAGACACUGGUUUGGGGGUCCUCGGAGGUUCUUUCGGGAGCAUUCUGGCCCCGACAAUGGCUUUUCUUUUUUUCUUCAGUUUUUAAAAAUGGAAGAAGUCAGUGUUGAGGUGGUUUCCCAGGCUGCCUCUCCAUUCCCCACCAUGGCUAGCCACAUGUAUCCCCCACUGACUUGAAAGGCCAGUCCUUUCCUUCUUGGAGGAUAACAUUUUGCACGUUACGUUUGUUAUCAAAGAAGGAAAGAAGGGAAUACAUCUAAAACUCAACCAGCAAACUUCCCCGGGCGAAUAGCCUGCGUUCGACUCCCGAGGCCCCGGCGGCUCUUCAGGCUUAGGAAGUAGGAAUGCCAAAGAGACUCGCGACUUCUCCCCAGCCUUUCACGCUCCGAAGCCAAGGUUUGCAUGCACCCCUCUGGCCUCGGGCCAGGAUUCCCUACGAGUAGCAGGAGUGCGUCCCGGGGUGGGCCUCGGAGUCAGGACUGGCAGGAUGCGGAAAAGGGGCUCGUUGGGCUCUGCUCCGACUAGGGUGGGACCGGCGACGAGUGCAUCCGUCGGUGAUGAUGUCUGUCUGUCCUGACGACCGGGAUCAAGUGGCCCUUUGGUGUAGUAGCUGAGGCAGCCAGUGCCAGGAGGCGGGCCUUUUUCUUGCCUACGCAUACAGUAGGACCAUAUAACAAUGAAAUGCCACUGAAUAGAACUGACGGAAACGGCGCCCGCUCUCCCUCCCCACCCCUCCCUGGAAGAGCUGGGAAGGUGUUUGUUACUGCCAAAUAAAAGACUGAUGGUACCCCUUA
This is a messenger RNA of Antechinus flavipes (yellow-footed antechinus), 4738 nucleotides long. RefSeq names its product mitoguardin 1 (gene MIGA1). The coding region runs from base 136 to 1944 and encodes 602 amino acids. The record is from RefSeq and is a predicted model, not a curated record. Lineage: Eukaryota; Metazoa; Chordata; Mammalia; Dasyuromorphia; Dasyuridae. Gene Ontology annotation, biological process: mitochondrial fusion. The transcript is spliced from 16 exons.